This is a messenger RNA of Closterium sp. NIES-65, 2277 nucleotides long. Lineage: Eukaryota; Viridiplantae; Streptophyta; Zygnematophyceae; Desmidiales; Closteriaceae. The record is from the annotation of a GenBank genome assembly.
AUGGAGCAGCAGGAGACAGUAGGGCAAGUGGAGCAGGAUGAUUUAGCGGCACGUGGAGAACCAGCCGGUGCUGCUGCUGCACAGGCAGCAGUGGCAGUGGUUGUUGAGGGGACAGGGGAGACAGGGGAGGGAGGUGGGACAGGGGAAGCUAGGGGCGCCCAGGGAGAUGCGCAGGGAGGGGGUCUGGGGGGCGGGCAGGGAGGCGGGCAGUGGGUGCUGGAGGCGGGAGGGCUGCAUGGCAGGAGAGUGAAACAGAUGCAGGAGAAGCAGCAGCAGCAGCAGCAGCAGCAGCAGCAGCAGCAGCAGCAGCAGCGGAUAAGGCAGCCGGGGCAGGGAAGCCAGCAACAGUCUCCACAGCAGAGUGUGCAGCAGCAGGAGCAGGCAGCACAGGAGCAACAGGUAGCACAGCAGCAGCAGCGAAUGCAGCUCGGAGCACAAGAGGCACAUUUAGGACAGCAAGCAGCUUCUGAAAGGUUGAGCGAACAUGGUAUAUCGGGCACACAUGCAGACAUCCCCACUUCAAGCCGCGUGCAGCCACUCAACGGCUUGUCCCUUCAAGGCAUGCAGCACAGGGGAGGGGGCCACCAGCAGCGUGACAGGGAAGGUGUUGCAGGCUGGCAGUGGAACUGUGUGGAGAUGGAAGGGGAGGGGCGGAUGGGGGGCGGGCAAGACGGGGCGGGUGCAUCCCCCCAGCCAUGCUCGCAGCCACCUGUGUUCACAUCUGGGCGGCGGAGACGGGCAGACGACCCGCUUCUGGGCAGCACAAGCAAGCGGGCCAUGUGUGCCUCUGCUCCGCUGCUGCCUGCUGCCACGCAUGUUACUGCUGCUAGCAGGCCUGCAGAUGCUGGUUUCAGGCAUAUCAACGUUGCUGCCAUGCCUGCUGCCACUGCUGCUCUGCAUCCUUUGGCUGCUGACACCAAUGAUAGCAGAGGGAUCGCAGGAGGUACGGCAGGAUGUGUGGCAGGAGGUACGGCAGGGGGUAUGGCAGCAGGUGUGGGUGCUUCUAAUGGAGCAGUGAACAGUGAUUCUGCUGCCGCUCGUCAAGCGGGAGUGGCUGCAGAGGAGAGGGACCAUUCAAGCAGUGCGGGAGACGGGGCAGAUGAGUCGAAUGUAGCCCCUACUGCCGAAGCUGCAAGUGAGGCUGAGACGCAGCCGGGGCUGUCGUCUACAAGCGUGGGUGCAUCGGCGCGUGACUAUAGCGAAGGGGUGCAUGAGGGUCCUGGGCUGGCAUCCCCCAAUCUAAGCCCCCCCAAUGUGAGCCCUCUCAACCUGAGCCACAACCACCACGUGAAUGGGACCGGAGGGAGACGUGGGCAAGAGGGGAGGAGAAGUGGAAACGGGAGUAUGCCGAACGGAGUGAGUGUUGCUGGCGACAGCUUAGGAGCAGGAGGAAGGGCGGGCAGGGUGGUGGGCGAGGGGAUGCCUAGGCAGCAGGGUGGAGGAGUGGGCAUUAGGGAGGAGGAGAGAGGAGAAGAGGCAGCAGGAGCAAGUGGGGUUGUGGCCAGAGUAUUGAACCCAGGGCCUGGGCGCACCACAGCAGCCAUGGGAUGGCGAGGAGGGGCGUCAGGCACACUUGCACAGGUGUGCUUCUUCUUCUUUGAAAUGGCGCUGUUCACUCGCUACCCCCCCUGCUGUGGUUCCACCCACGUGCACGUGCACGCUGCUGUGGGUCCGCCCACGUGCGCGUGCACGCUGUAUGAGGAUGCGUCAGCCUACCUGCUGCUGGUGUCGCUGCCCCACUGCGACCUCUCCCGCCUCCGAGUCACGUGGCGCAACGCCGGUGCUGCUGGGAUCGUCAAGAUCUCCUGUGCUGCCAUCUUCCCCCCGCCAUCCAUAUCUCGCUCCGGCCUCACAUUCCGCCAAGUGUCGCGCUCUCAGUGGCCGGGGGAGCACUGCCCUGCUGGCCCGUUCGAAAGGGAGGUGCAGCUGCCCCAGCGCAUACCAGAGAAUGCUGACGUGGCAGCCAGUGUGUCAGCAGACGGGUCCGGUAUCGAGCUGCUGGUGCCGAAGCUGAUGGCAGUCACGGAGGAGCGUGAGGUUCAGCUUCCACUGCUCCACUCCUCACCAGCUUCCACUGCUCCACUCCUCACCAGCUUCCACUGCUCCACUCCUCACCAGCUUCCACUGCUCCACUCCUCACCAGCUUCUUCUCCCUCACAUUCCGUUGCUCCCUCUCCUUCCCGUGUUCUCUCACCUUCCGUCCUCGCUCCUCCCCCAUAUCCCUCGCCACAAGCUGCUUUCGAGUGGUACCCAUUAGGCAGCUACCAUUGCAUGUGA